AUGAACGUUCUGGUUCUCCUGAGCCUGUUGCUCUUCAUUCCAUUUCUCUUCUUCCUUGCAUUCCUAGCCGCAUCUUCGUGUAUGGGCGACGGUUUCCGCGCACGAUUCGCUGGCGUCACAUUCAAUCCUCGAAACGCAUCGUUCGGUCGCAACUACACGCGAGGAUUCGGGUCGGGAGCAGGCACCGGCGGCUGGGAACAAAUUGAGAUGGAAGACAUGAUGGGGGAAGACAGCGACUCGGAAUGA
Messenger RNA from Alternaria hordeiaustralica, 246 nucleotides. RefSeq lists its product as uncharacterized. The transcript has a single exon. The coding region runs from base 1 to 246 and encodes 81 amino acids. NCBI's taxonomy places the organism in Eukaryota, Fungi, Ascomycota, Dothideomycetes, Pleosporales, Pleosporaceae. The record is from RefSeq and is a predicted model, not a curated record.